This is a messenger RNA of Cladophialophora immunda, 2141 nucleotides long. RefSeq lists its product as uncharacterized. NCBI's taxonomy places the organism in Eukaryota, Fungi, Ascomycota, Eurotiomycetes, Chaetothyriales, Herpotrichiellaceae. The coding region runs from base 565 to 1443 and encodes 292 amino acids. The record is from RefSeq and is a predicted model, not a curated record. The transcript has a single exon.
CCAUCUCCCCUUCUCCUCCUUCCUACUGCCAACCAUCGCGCCAUGUGCUGAACUUUCAUCGUCAGACACAGCACCCGUCUUCGCUCAACAUCCGAAUGAUCACGCGGGCUUGAUCGGGAAAGCACAGGUGACAUGUGUACGAAGAGUGGGCGAGAACACGGACAAACGAAAGAGGAGGCUGAUGGACGAUCGACUUACCGCAUUUCCCUUACUCCCGGCUUCACCAGAGCCGACAUUCAUUUUCAACUUCCACCUCCCUCCCUCAUUCUCUCCUCCCAUCGAGGUGGCUGGUCCACAAGAUACCAUUUACUCGACUGACAACAACUGGGUAUUGUUAGCUGCUACUCUCUGUCUCAACAGCAUACCCAAUUGACGCCAGGCAUUCACGUCAUUAGCCUCCGGCUCAGGCCAAUUCCAUUACUGAUCCGCAUCCGCGAUUCCGUACGCUCUGGUCAUACGACCGUGGGAGUUAUGAAAGGCACAGGUUGCUGACUGCUGUGUUUUCCUUGGGAACUCCAAAUACCCUGCCCAAGCCUUCUACAUCCUGCUUCAGCCUCAGCAACAAUGUCGUUCCUUCGCAAGACCUCGGAUCCUCCCACCUUCUUCCCCAUCUUCCCUACAUAUCUUCUCCCCUCGAUCCCAUUCCGCCGUAAGUCGCGUCAGUCGAGCACCGACAGCAAUAGUUCAGCGGACACAACCACGUCCACCGGCUCGGCCGCCUCGUCCUCUUCGAAUCCUUUCACUAGAAGCCCUACCCCGACGCCCAUCCCUGUCUCAUCCGCUUCGUCUGUGGUUGUUCCGCCCGAAGACAAGUUCCUCAAUGGCCACAGCUCUCACAUUCAAUGCGCAAAAUGCUCCACUGAUCUGUGCCUGACUUCGCAGAUCAUCAGCAAAGGCUUCAUGGGCAGACACGGUCGAGCAUAUUUGGUUCAAGGGACAACAAGCCACAUCCACACCAUGACUCCUUCCUUGCCUAAUACGUUCCAGAACAAGUCCAUCUCCCGAAACCUAGUGACAGGACAGCACAUUGUGAGCGACAUUAGCUGCGCAAUCUGCGGGAGCAUCCUGGGAUGGAAAUACGUUGAAGCCAGCGAAGAGAGCCAGAAAUACAAGGUUGGCAAGUUUAUCCUCGAGACGAAACGCAUUCGCAUCAAUGUCUCCUGGGAGAAUGAGGAAGACGGUACCGGUCCUUAUAAAUAUGAUGAAGUUCUACCGCUUCCCCCGAGAGAACUGAGAAAGCUGGUCGAUGGUGCGGCCGGCCCGACCGACGAUCUCGAAUUCGACUCGCAAGACGAGGACGAAUGUGAGGAUCUUUUUGCCGGAGUUUGGAGCCCGCAACUUGCUGCCAAAAGGCGGCAGAGGAAACGGGAGCGGUUUGGGAGGCGGCCCGUUGGCAGCUUGAUCAACUUCGGCGCUGCGAGCAGUACCGACACUCUGUCAUGAUGCUCCCGGCAUUGUGACUACUUCGUCUGGGAACUUCACCUCGACCAUGAAGACUUCCGACUCUAGGCCCAUGAUGGUCAGUUCUGGCUGAGAUAACGUCGUCCAGUUCGAUGGAAAUGCGACCAACAACUUCCGCUCGAUCCGGGAUGCACUUCUGACUUAGUUGCGUGCCAUCGUCCCCAACCACGCUUCAGGAUGCCAUCUACCGGUCAAUCCUGGCCGAAGCUAUAGGCAACAACACCACAGACACAUGCUGACGUUAUUUAUGCUGGCAUCUAUGACUUUUCUUUGAUUUCGAAAUACCCCUCGUCGCAAUAAUACCCCAUUUGCUCAACUGCGACUAUUUUGCACAGUUUCACCACAAUCAUGAUACCCACUACAGAUGGUCAGCCUACACCGGGGAGCUUUUGGGAAAUGGAAUGGCGUUUUGGCUAGUUGCUGCUCAUUAAUUGGGAGCACCGACGGUGUGGUUUGCUUUUGCUUUUGCCUUUGCCUUUGCUUUUGGUGCUGAAGGCCUGCUGAACGAGAUCCGAUAGGCUGAAAGGCAGUAUAGGAGACAUAAGAAGUUAAUGUGAACGAGCCUGCGGGGGAAGUGGUCGGUAGGCAGAAGGGUUAGACCAGAAAGAUCUCUCCAUAUAGGAGUUAAUCACUGUCAAACUGGGGAUGCCGACGAAUGCAUGUCCAUUCCUCCACAUAUA